Molecule: messenger RNA, 428 nt
Organism: Armigeres subalbatus
Lineage: Eukaryota; Metazoa; Arthropoda; Insecta; Diptera; Culicidae
Exons: 2
Coding region: 10-414 (134 amino acids)
Source: RefSeq, a predicted model, not a curated record
CCGCUGGAGAUGGUGGAGGUUUGGAAAUUCCGCACCCGUACACAGAAGGAAGGAGAGUCUGUUAAGGAAUUUGUUACGGAGCUGCAGCGCAACGCAAAAUUUUGCAAGUUCGAUGACUACCUGUCGAAGGAGCUACGAAACCAGUUGGUCUUCGGCUUACGGUCGAAACGGAUUCGAUCACGACUUAUCGAGGAGAAGCACCUUACAUUUGAGAAAGCUUUGGAGAUCUCCCUAUCGAUGGAGGCGUCAGGAGAGGGUGCAGAGAUUUUCGAGAAGCGACUACAGGAAGUUAACUACACGGAUAAUCGAUCAUCGCAGGAUUUUUUGAUGUUGCGAGGAUUUCACGAUCAAAAAUACGAGCGAAAAAAAACGUUUGAAAGCAGAAUCCUGUGUAAUUCAUUGCAAUCAAAUUGAUCGCACACUCUCAG